AUGGCUGCCACCGCCCAGGCUAAAAUGGUGAGAGUAAAGGGUUUUGUUUUAACCGAGGAAAUAUGGUUGAAAGGUGGAGGAAUGAUGUUUGAUUGGUGGGAUGAGAUUGACGAAUCUGAGGGAUGGCAGAGAUUCAUUUUCUGUUUGUUAUCAGCUUCAUACGCUUUGGUUUCCAUUGUUGCCCUGGUACAACUGUGUCGUACUCGCUUGAGAGUGCCAGAGUUUGGGUGGACAACGCAGAAAGUUUUCCACUUGAUGAACUUCAUUGUGAAUGGAUUGAGGGCCGUUCUGUUCGGUUUCUACAAGAGCGUGUUUCUCGUUCGUUCAAAGGCACUUGAAAUGGUGCUUCUGGAUCUCCCCGGUCUUCUGUUUUUCUCGACAUAUGCAUUGCUUGUUCUUUUCUGGGCUGAGAUAUAUCACCAGGCAAGAAGUCUUCCAGUUAAUAAACUCCGGCCUGCAUACUAUAGCAUCAACGGACUUAUAUACUUUGCUCAGGCAUGCCUAUGGAUUUCUGUACGAUUAAGUGAGAGCCAGCUUACAGUGGAAAUCAGUAAACUCUCUGUUUCAGUCAUAUCGUUUUUUGCUGCAUUGGGGUUCAUGAUAUAUGGUGGGAGGUUGUUCUUCAUGUUGAGACGGUUCCCUAUCGAAUCGAGAGGCCGUCAGAAGAAACUGUUCGAGGUUGGCUUUGUGACAGGAAUCUGCUGUAUUUGUUUCUUGAUAAGAUGCAUUGUGGUGACACUUUCAGCCUUCGACCCCAAAGCUGACCUUGAUGUUCUGGAUCAUCCAAUCCUAAAUCUUAUCUACUACAUGUUGGUAGAAAUUCUUCCAUCGGCUUUGGUGCUGUUCAUUCUACGAAAACUGCCUCCGAAGCGCGGAUUGGAACAAGAUCACCAAAUAAGGUGAAGAGCUGAAUGCAUUUGAAUUUGUACCUGCAACUCCAAAAGAUUAUUUGCCCCGAAAAACAUGAACAGUCUGCUUCAAUCGUUAUUGCUGCUCCAAUCUUGUUCAUGAUCAGUUACUUGGUUUGAUAAAUGAACAUAAACAAACAAAAAUCGAACUAUCCAUGAGCACCAUGUAUGCUUAAUCUAUAGUCUAACU
This is a messenger RNA of Hibiscus syriacus, 1098 nucleotides long. Its product is annotated as tobamovirus multiplication protein 1-like. The transcript is spliced from 11 exons. The record is from RefSeq and is a predicted model, not a curated record. The coding region runs from base 1 to 903 and encodes 300 amino acids. NCBI's taxonomy places the organism in Eukaryota, Viridiplantae, Streptophyta, Magnoliopsida, Malvales, Malvaceae.